Messenger RNA from Amphibalanus amphitrite, 2556 nucleotides. RefSeq lists its product as uncharacterized. The coding region runs from base 1 to 2556 and encodes 851 amino acids. The record is from RefSeq and is a predicted model, not a curated record. The transcript is spliced from 4 exons. NCBI's taxonomy places the organism in Eukaryota, Metazoa, Arthropoda, Thecostraca, Balanomorpha, Balanidae.
AUGGAUGUCAAGUCGCUGAAAGGUGCCAGGGCUAAGAAGCUGGGAAACCUGACCAGGAUCAGGAGACGUGCCUUCAUCAUCAUCGAUGCAAAGGGAAGCCGAACCCAGCUAAGCGAACUAUUGAAGGAUCUGGAUCAGGCCUUGGAGGCAAUUCAGGAGGUGAAUGAGCAGCAAGUCAGGAUAGCCCUGAACUAUGCUGCUGUCUCCAAGCAGCCUGGCAGGCAGCCAACAGGAAGAAGUGCCAACGAGGGGAGGAAACAAGGAGGCGCCAUGGAACGGACAGUCCAGCGAACGGCACAGGUGACGGAGGCUCAGCACAUGUCGGGCAAGGUCUGCAUCUGCUGUGAAGCUCUCCAUGAUGUAACAACCUGUCCCACGUUCCUCAGCAAGCCUGUGGACGAGAAAGCCAUCCUUGUCUCCAAGUCCGGAGCAUGCUUCUUCUGCCUGAGGAAAGGUCAUGCAGUCAGACAUUGUCGUUUUGCAAAACGAUGUAACAUCGAGGGUUGCAAGAUGAAGCACCACAGGCUGCUGCAUGGCAGCAAGAGGGUCGGCGUUCAGUCCAGUAGCCAGGUGCCAGGCUCUGAGCUGGACGGACAGCGAGUGGUUGCUGCCGCAUCUCUGGGUGGCAAGCCUGUAACAACUCUCCUGCAGGUGGUGCAGGUCACCAUUGUCGGCAAAGGUGGUAAGACCAGGAAGGUGUGUGCGCUCCUUGAUCCUGGCUCUCAGACGUCCCUGGUUGCAGAGGAUGUUGUUGAAGAACUUGGUCUGGAGGGAGAGCAGCAGACACUUCGGCUGCGAAACGUGGAAGGCAGUGGCUCCCAGCAGAGGACGAGGAGGUUGCAGUUGCAGCUGAUCACUGACGGAGAUGAAGGCUACGCAGUUGUAGUGCCGGAAGCCUUCUCAGUGAAGGAAAUCAAUCUGACGGUGCCUCACUUCCCAGUGAAGCACUGGCAUCAUGUCCAGGGCCUGAAGCUACCGGACUGCCGUGGACGGAAGGUAGAGCUCCUCUUAGGGGCUAACGUCAUCGAGGCAGUUCUCCAGCUCGAGGUGAGGACAGGAAACCCAGGGGAUCCUGUAGCAAUCAGGACUGUCUUCGGUUGGACGCUCACCGGAUCUGUGGCUGAGCUUGUUCCCAGACAAGUGCGAGAUGUGAUGUUGAUUCAUCGGGCCACUGAGGAAUCGGAUCUUUGUGAUGCUGUGAAGGAUUUCUGGGCUACUGAGUCGUUCGGCAGUAUGUUUGAAGGGCAAGUGUCUCGUUCACGUGGUGACAUCCGAGCGCAGGCUACUCUCAACGAGAUGACAAAGCUGCGAGAUGGUCACUAUGAGGUCGGAUUGCUGUGGAAGGAAGACGGCGUGAAGAUGCCUGACAACAGGAAGAUGGCCGAGAGAAGACUGCAAUCGUUGGAGAGGAGCCUGUCUCGUGACCCAGCAAAAGCUGCCGCUUAUGAAGACGUUCUGAUGGGCUAUGUGACGAAGAACUACGCCCGCAAAGUGUCACCGGAGGAGCUGGCCAGGCCCAGCGAAAAGAGAUGGCUGCUCCCCCAUCACGCGGUAAGCAACCCGAACAAGUCGAAAGUCCGCGUAGUGUUCGACGUCGCUGCCCGCUGUGAAGGAAUCUCCCUCAACGAUGCCCUCAUCACCGGCCCUGAUCUCCUGCAAAGUCUGGUUGGUGUUCUGAUCAGGUUCAGACAGGAGAGAGUGGCGCUCGUGGCCGAUGUGGAAGCAAUGUUCCACCAAGUGCGGGUGAGAGUGGAGGACCAGCCGGCGCUGAGCUUCUUGUGGCGGCACAUGGAUAGGAGCAGACCUCCAGAUACAUAUCAAAUGAUGGUCGUCAUAUUUGGCGCCCGAUGUAGCCCGACCCUGGCCAACUACGCUCUACGAAGAACGGCGGAGGACCACGAGGAGGACACAGAUGAGUCGAGAGCCACUGUUGAAUCUGUCAAGCGCAACUUCUACAUGGAUGACCUGCUCGUUUCGGUUCCAGAUGUAGAACAGGCGAGGAAGAUGCGUACGAACGUGACUGAGCUGGUGGCCAAGGGCGGUUUCCGUUUGACGAAGUGGACCACGAACAAACCAGAAGCUCUCCAAGGUGUCCCAGCUGAUGAAAUGAGUGCAUCCGGGCUCGACUUGGCGCAUCUCGGCCAGGGCACUCAGCGUGCUCUGGGAUGCGUCUGGAGGCCUGGUAGCGAUGCUCUCGGCGUGAAGGUAACAGACAUGGACGUCCCAGCUACCAAGCGUGGCGUUCUAAGAAGACUGUCUAUGGUCUUCGACCCUAUUGGAAUCGUCUCGCCGUUUGUUCUCAGGGUCAAGCUGCUCGUCCAGCACCUCUGGAAGCUGAAGCUCGACUGGGACUGCCAGCUGAGCGGAGAAGAACUCCUGGCUUGGGAGAGCUGGCUGUCGGAGAUGCCGCAUCUCGAGACCAUCGAGAUCCAGCGAUGCUACGCGGCUGAUGUUCCGCCGGAUGGAUCGCAGAAAUACAAGAUUCAUCAGAGACUGAGCAGUGGCACCAUGUUCCCGACGGGCACUGCACGCAGGUCUGGAGCAGACGCUCAGUGA